AUGCGGGCGGUAAUACUGGGUAUCGAGGAAUGGGAGGAGGGGGCAGAGCUUGCAUUAAGCGACUACAGCAAGAAACAUGGGACUGACUUGGAGCUUGUGAGGAUAUUGGAAGGCAAGGUAUGGGGUAAUGGGACCAUUGGUGUUGGCGUUGAUUUUACGAUAAUCCGUGGACUUUGGAAGAAUUCCAAUUUUGAGGCUAGGCGGAAAAAGGCGGAUCCCAGUAGCAAAAAGCCACUCGUGUUCUUCGCUGAAUCAUAUCUCGAUGAUAGGGACAAAAUUGUUGAAGGAAGCAAUAUUAAUCAUGGAUAUGGUUGUACUUGUGCAUCUUGCAUUUGGUGUCCGAGACCAGGAUUUCGUGCUGGAUUUUAUCCCGUAAAAAAGGCCUGCGAGUCGAUCAUAUUGUCCGAACAAGAUGCCACCGAAUUUGCAGAAUUUGCAAUACAGGACUACAAUGAGAAACAUGGAAUAAAUUUGAAGCUCGAAAGGGCUCUGGAAUGCAAUAGUUUUGAAUGCCCUGGUCUUUUAAUGGACUUCACUAAAAAGAAGACAACUUGGGUGCAUAUGAACUUAGUGGCAAGUGUGGGCCCCAAAGAAGAAUUACACGUUUUGUUUGCCGAGUUCUAUUUAUCGGAUGUUGCUGAUGACGAGUAUGUGCUUGCGACAUUGGCACCGGUGGAUACUUCUGAGGAGUAUUGUGUCACUAAAAGAGAUGGGCUGUGGUGUCGUUUCUGCCCAGACGAUAUUCGUCAUCCAAUGAAAGGGCGUUUCUGUUUGCUGGAAGAAGACGAGCCUUUGUGCUUGGACUAACUGAAUGGUUGCUUGUCUUACUUUGUUUUAUGAGUUACCACAUGAUGAUUUUAUGGUGUGUGCUUCUGACAAAAUGAACUCUGAAAUGGAAACUCUUUUGCAAGUCAUUGGGCUUCAAAUUGUUCGUGUUGGUGUUGCAAGUAUUGUGUGGCUGCAAGAGAUGUGAUUGAUUAUUGUUUAGUGUGUAUAUUAUGGUAAAUUCUAGUUUUGUAUCAUCAGGGGCUCCAAUCUCUCUUAUUGAGGCUUAAAUAUAUUUUUUUUUUGUUUAGUUGUGUUUAAGAGGUGUAUACCACAAAUCACCAGUGGAUACUUCUGACAGAGUUGGUUAUUUUUAAUUAAAUGUUUUGUUUAUACUUAACUGAAUACUCAUGAUGCAUAAUAUUCAUUGAUUUCUAUUUGCUAUUUUUCUAUAAAAUAAUAGUUGAUUUCAUUACAAAA
Molecule: messenger RNA, 1245 nt
Organism: Striga asiatica
Lineage: Eukaryota; Viridiplantae; Streptophyta; Magnoliopsida; Lamiales; Orobanchaceae
Source: the annotation of a GenBank genome assembly